This is a messenger RNA of Puccinia triticina, 675 nucleotides long. RefSeq lists its product as uncharacterized. Lineage: Eukaryota; Fungi; Basidiomycota; Pucciniomycetes; Pucciniales; Pucciniaceae. The transcript is spliced from 3 exons. The record is from RefSeq and is a predicted model, not a curated record. Bases 1 to 675 code for a protein of 224 amino acids.
AUGGGCUCGUUGGCGGUGCCCGAGAGGCUCAACGCUUUUGCCGGACUGAAAUACCAAGUCAUCAUGCGCUCGAUUCUAAGCCCAGCUAUCAUUUCCUUAUUCCUCGCCCUCGAGAUUCAGGCCCAGGAAGUUGAACGCAGCGGGUCGAGCGGAUCACGCGCUCGCCACGCGCCGGGCACUGGCCAAGUUCCCGCCGAGCUGUACACACGCUACAUCCAGCGGGAACCACGACGGAACGAGCGCUUGACCGCCGACCCGAAGCAAGUCGAAGCCGCGGAGACGAUGUUGAUCGGCCUGAUUGGACCGCGAGGGGCGGGGAAGAAGACGAUCGCCGAGGAGCUCGUGCGCCGGCACUCGUUCCGGCUGCUCUCCAUCGACCCCGGGCCAGCAGCGACUAGCACCAUGGCGGCUGGACCCGAAGAGGAGAAGCCGGGCCAGGCCGGAUCCGCCGACCCCGCCUCCUCCCCCCAGAUCGUCUUCUCCUCCGCCCAGGAACUCCUCGACUUCUCGACCUCCAACUGGACCCACCAUUUCGUCACCCUCGAUCUUCGCUCCAAAGCAGACAUCGUGCCCUUCGUCAAACGCCCAUCCUUCGUCCUCGUCUUCGUCCAGGCCAGACUCCUCGACCGUUGGGCUAGGACGCUCUCCAUCGCUCAAAACCCUUCCUCCCUGUAA